Molecule: messenger RNA, 2268 nt
Organism: Medicago truncatula (barrel medic)
Lineage: Eukaryota; Viridiplantae; Streptophyta; Magnoliopsida; Fabales; Fabaceae
Product: apoptosis inhibitor 5-like protein API5
Exons: 16
Coding region: 230-1963 (577 amino acids)
Biological process (GO): regulation of programmed cell death
Cellular component (GO): nucleus
Molecular function (GO): mRNA binding
Source: RefSeq, a predicted model, not a curated record
AGAGAGAGAGUACUGCUAAUCACACUCUCUCUCUCUCUCUCAGUUCAUUCAUCAAAUCAAAACGAAACGAGAAACCCUUGUUCACUUUGUUUCAGGUCAGUUUUACCCUAUCCAUCAUUUUUCUUCCCUCGAAUCAAAUCAAAUCAAAUCAAAAACACUCUCUACUCUAUCGCAUGCUUAUUUGGUUCUUCAACUUCGAAAUCGAAAUUCCAGAACGAAGAAGCUUCCAAUGACUACUGAACCUUCCGAAGAAGCUGCUUACAUCGAGAAGCUCUACCAAUAUGGCGAGCAACUCAACUCUUCCAAAGACAAAUCUCAGAACGUCAAGGAUUAUCAAGGAAUCAUAGAUACAGCUAACACUAGUGUUAAAGCUAAACAACUCGCUGCACAGCUUAUUCCUAAGUUCUUCAAGUUCUUUCCUGAACUUUCCGGUCCUGCACUCGAUACUCAUCUUGAUUUGGUUGAAGCUGAUGAACUCGGGGUUCGGGUGCAAGCGAUAAGAGGACUGCCUCUUUUCUGCAAGGAUACACCUGAGAAUAUUGGAAAAAUGGUUGAUAUUCUUGUGCAACUUCUUUCGUCCGACGAAUUUGUGGAGCGUGAUGCUGUGCAUAAGGCUCUGAUGUCUCUGCUGAGGCAGGAUGUGAAAGCUUCUUUGACGACGUUGUUUAAGCACAUUCGCGGCAAUGUUGAAGAGCAAAAUGCGGAUGACCUUAGUCGUGUAAAGGACCUUAUUCGUGAAAAGGUUAUAAAUUUUGUUAGAGAUAAGGUCUUCCCUAUUAAAGCUGAACUGUUGAAGCCCCAAGAGGAAAUGGAACGGCACAUAACCGAUCUAAUAAAAAAUAGUUUAGAAGACGUAACUGGUAUAGAAUUUCGAAUGUUUAUGGAUUUCCUGAAGAGUUUGAGCCUAUUUGGAGAAAAGGCUCCAGCUGAGCGUAUGGAAGAGCUGCUUGGAAUCAUUGAAGGACAAGCUGAUUUAGAUUUACCGUUCAAUGUUGCUGAUGCAAAUCAAACAGAUCAUAUUCAUAGGUUGAUAUCAUGCCUUCACAUGGCACUUCCAAUUGUUGUGAGGGGUGCAUCUAGCAGCAAAUUUAUUAACUUCAUAAACGACUAUAUAAUACCUGUUUUUGACCAGCUUCCUGGAGAACGAAAAGUAGAUUUGCUCAGAAACCUUGCAGAGUUUUCACCUUUCACAACACCACAAGAUUCACGGCAAAUGCUUCCUUCUAUUGUUCAGUUGCUGAAGAAAUACAUGACUUGGAAGAAAACCGGAGAAGAGAUGAAUUUUACAUAUGUUGAGUGCUUGUUGUACACAUUUCAUCACCUAGCUCACAAGGUUCCUAAUGCCACCAAUAGUUUAUGUGGUUACAAAAUUGUUACUGGCCAACCAUCUGAUAGGCUUGGAGAAGACUUCUCAGAGCAAUAUGAUGAUUUUACCGAGAGAUUGAAAAACGUGGAGGAGUUCACCCGGGCUACAAUCAAGAAAUUAACUCAAGGAAUGGCUGAAAACAACAAAUCUAUGGCAGAUGCUAAAACUGAUGAAGAAAAGGAAAAAAUUAAAACUAAAAAACAGAAUGCUACAACUGGGUUGCGUACCUGCAAUAAUAUUUUGACGAUGACAAAGCCAUUGCACGCAAAAGCGCCUUCUUUUAUUGGAGAUAAGAGAAUCAACCUUUCUUGGAAAGAAGCAACCAAAUCUGCAUCAACUACCGCACCAGCUGUUGGAGCAAAACGGCCUGCUACUACUGGCAAUGGGUCCAACAAUAUUGCAUUGAAGAAGGGUCGAGGUUCUGGUGGUAUGCAAAAUCAACUAGUCAAUAGAGCACUAGGCGGAUUAUCUGGUGGAGGAGGAGGAAGAGGCAGAGUCUCUGGUGGAGGUAGAGGUGGAGCAAGGGGCCGGGGCCAGGGCCAAGGCUGGGGUCGCGGAAGAGGAAGUGGAAGAGGUAGAGGUAGAGGGUAUUGGUGAUUCUGUUUCAGUUCUCAUAUAGAUAAGAUCUAAUUUCAUGGAGACUGUACCAGAAUACAAAUAGGACUUCUUAAUUAAUGUACUAAAAUUCUUUGGCAGAGGAAGUUUUGAUUAUAGAGGAUAAUGGCAUUUUACAUUAAGUUGUACUUUCUCCGAAGUUUGUUUCUGUAGAAUGUGAGUUAUUGAUCAUUUUCUUAUCCUUUUGAUGCAAGCGGGAAUCAGUUGACUGAACAUCUUAUGCCCCCUUGGUUAUGUAUGCAUGUAAUGUAAUGACAAGUGGAUUUAUAUGUAGGCCAUUUCUGAUA